This is a messenger RNA of Nylanderia fulva, 2777 nucleotides long. RefSeq names its product sodium/potassium/calcium exchanger zydeco (gene zyd). Gene Ontology annotation, molecular function: calcium, potassium:sodium antiporter activity; calcium channel activity. Gene Ontology annotation, biological process: calcium ion transmembrane transport; intracellular calcium ion homeostasis. Gene Ontology annotation, cellular component: plasma membrane. The record is from RefSeq and is a predicted model, not a curated record. Lineage: Eukaryota; Metazoa; Arthropoda; Insecta; Hymenoptera; Formicidae.
CACGAAGCGAGGAUGGUGUGAAUCGUGCACGGGUUAUCGAAUACGUCGAUUGGGAGGAAAAAAAAAAUUCGAAAGCCGGAGAAAAGGAUCGGGAAAGAGAAAUAUGCAUUUGUACAUAUAUAAAUGUAUAUAAGGCGCUUUCGAUCGGCGGUUCCCCUUUUCUCGGCACUUUGCGUUUCUCCGCGAACGCGAGAGUUACCUUGUGAAGACCGGGAAAUGUGCGAAUACGGUAUAAAUUGUACGCCACCGGCUAUAGAAGAUUUUCCACACGACCUGUUUGAUGAGGAGCAAAGACAAGGCGGUGCCGUUGUCGUACACGUCGUCGUAUCGCUUUACUUAUUUAUCGCUUUAGCAGUAGUAUGCGAUAAAUUCUUCGUACCUGCUGUAGAAAAAAUAUGUCACGCACUCUCCAUGUCAAAAGACGUAGCCGGCGCGACGUUUAUGGCGGCGGCGACGUCGGCCCCAGAAUUAUUCGUGAAUGCCAUCGGAACAUUCAUCACGGAAGGUGACAUUGGCGUCGGGACGAUAGUAGGUUCCGCAGUAUUCAACAUCCUGGCUGUCCCAGCCUGCUGCGGUAUCGGUGCGGGAAUGCAGGUGGUGCCACUGGAUUGGUGGCCUGUCAGCAGAGAUUGCCUUGCUUACGGUGUCACCGUCGCCAUUUUAAUAUGCAUUAUACACGACGAACGGGUGGAGUGGUACGAGGCAUUAACGUUGGUGCUCUUGUAUAUUGUUUAUAUCGCCGUGAUGUAUUGGGACAAAUCGUUCCAGCGGUGUACGAGAUUCCGUACGAACGACGAUCAGAUAUCUUCUGACGGCCGACGAGUUACGACAGAUUCCAGCGACAUUCACUUACCAAGACCAGACAAAUUACAAUCACCCGGGGAUCAUGUGGAGCAAAUAGCCACUAUCGACGUUCCGCUACAAAAUGGCGGGACGAAAACGCAGGAAGAGAAUCCGGACCCUAAUUAUGAGUACGAACUGUUGGUGUGGCCGGCGCAUGCUGGAUGGUUAAGGAAAACCGCCUGGGUCACAACGUGGCCCAUUCAUCUUGUAUUCAUGUGCACAAUUCCCGACUGCGAGAAACCCCGAUUUAAGAAUUGGUUUCCCAUCACGUUCGUGAUGUGCAUCAUAUGGAUUGGAUCGCUCAGCUACGUCGUGGCGUGGAUGAUCACUAUAAUCGGUGACACGCUCAAAAUACCAGAUUCCGUAAUGGGUAUCACUUUUCUCGCGGCUGGAACCAGCGUGCCCGAAGCAGUAUCGAGUGUGAUUGUCGCAAAACAAGGACAUGGCUCGAUGGGCAUCAGUAAUUCGAUAGGAUCGAACACGUUCGAUAUAUUGCUAUGCCUCGGACUACCCUGGCUGAUCAAGUCGUCCUUCUCGCCCACGCAACCCGGCAGGCAUUACAUCAGUAUAAAUUCCGGCGGGCUGGAAUACAGCGCGAUAUCGUUGCUGUCGACCCUGAUGCUGCUGUACAUCGCGUUCGCCUCCAACAAGUUUCAGCUCGACAGAAAAGUCGGUCGCGCCUGUCUGUGCAUGUACGCCGUGUUCCUCAUAUUGGCGUCGCUGAUCGAGCUCAACGUAUUCUUCAUGGUAAAUCUCCCCACCUGCCAAAGGACGGUGAAAUGAUCAAGACACCCUCUGGACGAUGACCCGCCCGCAAUAAACGUCCGGGCGCGGCACCGCUCGCAAUCCGCGCCGGAAACCUUCUACCCCUUCGGACUUACCGAGAGAGACCCGCUCGUGCGAGGGGGUGUUUAUAUUUCCAGCUACACGGGACACCGUGUGUACAGUUUUAAUAUCAACAAUGUUAUCACCGUGUUUUAGAACCAUGGCAGUAAUGCAUUUUGUAUUUACUUACUGCUCUCUAAUGCCCUCUUGUCUUUUGUCGCUCUCUUUUUCUCUCUCUCUCUCUCUCUUUCUCUCCCUACUCUCUUCAUCGCAAAUCUCCAUGACAUUUUUGAGUAUAUUUAGUCGACAUUUCUUUCGUUCCAUCCCCGACAUACAUAUAUACAUUUUACGCUCAUCUCGAGUUUUUUCGCAAUUUUUUCCUUUCCUUUCUUCGCUUAUUUUUCUCUUAAAAAUACGAUUACUGUGCUUACGGCUAUAUUGUGUGCGCCGAAAGACCAACCACUUACGAUUAGCCACAGUAACGAGAUCUCAAGCCACACGAUCGGAAGCCUCAAAAAAAAAAAAAAAAAAAAAAAAAUACGAUAGGGGUGGGCGCUCCGCGACUGUGUCUAAUUGUACGAAAAAAAAGCGCAAGAAAGACUGCCGUUCCGUCAGUCAGUAUCGCAGAUACUCGGUGUGUGACCGCGUGGAAACGUGUUUACGAGAGAGUGAAAUGUCAUCUCGGUAUAUUUAGCCGCGACGGCCCGUCUCUUUUACAGAAUCCGCGUUCGACUACGGAUGCAAACUUCAGUGUUUCCGGAACAAUUUGCCGUUGACAAAUACCCAUUUCGGUGAAUCUAUCUCUAUUAAGUAUCCCCGUGUUAAAAAAAAAAAAAAAAAAAAAAAAAAAUGGAAAACCUAUCUUGAUAAUGUAUAUUCCAGGAAAAAGUUUCAUAUAUGCAAAUUAAUGUAAUUGUCGAGGCAAGCCGUCGCGCGCGAUAGCACCUUUUCUGCGAGAUAUUAAAACACACCUUCACACAAAUUGCGAAAAAAAAAACACCGAAUCUGUGACUGUAAAUGUGUUUAGAUAAAACCGUAACUUAACAUUUAAUAAAGUACUGUAAUAAGUUAUUAAAAUAAUACAGCCAAUAAAAAUCGAUUCCUCUCCA